Symbiodinium pilosum is the source of this 876-nucleotide messenger RNA. The record is from the annotation of a GenBank genome assembly. NCBI's taxonomy places the organism in Eukaryota, Dinophyceae, Suessiales, Symbiodiniaceae.
AUGGAGACGACGCCAGAGCAGCAGCUGGCGACGGUUUGGGCUCUGAGCUCCCCAAUUGCCUCAACGGCGCCCAACCUACCACGACAAGGGCCGCAGAGCAGGCAGCGGACGCCAGUGGCGCAGCAGAGCAAGUUCCGCAAGGGCGUGGGAAAAGGAGCCGGAAAGGCAAUGCCAUAUGCCAAGAGGACACGCGAGCAGGAGGAAGAGGAGGAGCUAUGGAUGGAUUCGGAGCUCGACGAAGCGACAAUCCGCCGGACACUGCGCACGCUGAUCGGAGCGGCAGCCAGGCACGAGCAACAGCUAACAUCCUUGGAAGCAGACAGGAGCUAUGUCCUCUUCCUGGAAACCGGCAACCAUGGCAUGAUCAACAUGCUGAUUCAAGCCAGCCAGGCAUGGCACCAACAGUACGAGGCAGGCACGGUGACAACGACAUUGCGAGCCACUCUAUGGGGAGUUCUACUACUCGAAUGGCAAGCCAGACUCACCAAAAUCGAGCAGGACACCCAAGCCCUCCAAACAGCGGAAACGGCCAACUGGAUUUUGCGGACUCCGCUCCAGUGGGUGUACACAGAGUGGAAUGCGGAGCAGAAGAAGGCCCUGCCUUCAAGCAAGGACAACCUCUCCCACGAACAGACCAAGCAAGCCGUAGCCAACCUGCUCAGGAACACGGCAAAGGACGCAAAGUGCAUCGGCUCCAAAGCAGAUGUCGUGGUGAUGCUCUUGACCCUGACCAUCCACCAACACGCGGCGGAGGUCUAUCGAGACCUAGACCUGCUAGCCAACAACUGCGCGGGAAAGGUGAUAGGACUUCGGCUGCGCAAAGAAAGGGUCAACAAGACGUCCCUGGCGAAAGAGCUGGAAAAGCUACAGCUCUGA